Messenger RNA from Orycteropus afer afer, 4309 nucleotides. The record is from RefSeq and is a predicted model, not a curated record. NCBI's taxonomy places the organism in Eukaryota, Metazoa, Chordata, Mammalia, Tubulidentata, Orycteropodidae.
CAAAAUGGCAGCCGCGUACUGCGCGUACCCGGGCGGCUGGACCUCCCUGACUCCCAGGCCACCCCCUUCUCACUCCCUGCCCCCCUCCUUCGGCCUUCACCUACAUGCCUCCGGAUUGGCCGCUAGGAAUCCCGCCCCUCCAGAGCCCCACCUGCUAUUGGUCACGAUCUUAUAAUCAAUGGAUAAAGUGGGAAAAAUGUGGAAUAACUUCAAAUACAAGUGUCAGAAUCUCUUCAGUCAUGAGGGAGGAAGCCGUAGUGAAGAUGUGGACAUGAACUCCAACAGAUGUUUGUCUAUCAAAGAGAAAAACACCAGUAUAGGUGAUUCAGCUCCUCAACAGCAAAGCAGUCCCUUAAGAGAAAAUGUUGCCUUACAACUGGGAUUAAGCCCUUCUAAGAAUUCUUCAAGGAGAAAUCAAAAUUGUGCUGCUGAAAUCCCUCAGAUUGUUGAAAUAAGCAUUGAAAAGGAUAAUGAUUCAUGUGUCACCACCCCAGGAACAAGACUUGCACGGAGAGACUCCUAUUCUCGACAUGCUCCAUGGGGUGGGAAGAAAAAACAUUCCUGUUCUACAAAGACACAGAGUUCAUUGGAUACUGAUAAAAAGUUUGGUAGAACUCGAAGUGGACUUCAAAGGAGAGAGAGGCGAUAUGGCGUGAGCUCUGUACAUGAUAUGGAUAGUGUUUCCAGCAGAACUGUAGGAAGUCGCUCUCUGAGACAAAGGUUGCAGGAUACUGUUGGGUUGUGUUUUCCCAUGAGAACUUACAGCAAGCAGUCAAAACCCCUCUUUUCAAAUAGAAGAAAAAUACAUCUUUCUGAAUUAAUGCUUGAGAAAUGCCCCUUUCCUGCUGGGUCAGAUUUAGCCCAAAAAUGGCAUUUGAUUAAACAGCAUACAGCUCCUGUAAGCCCGCAUUCAACAUUUUUUGAUACGUUUGAUCCAUCUUUGGUUUCUACUGAAGAUGAAGAAGACAGGCUUAGAGAGAGAAGACGGCUUAGUAUUGAAGAAGGGGUUGAUCCCCCUCCCAAUGCACAAAUACAUACAUUUGAAGCUACUGCACAGGUUAAUCCGUUAUAUAAACUGGGACCAAAGUUAGCUCCUGGAAUGACUGAAAUAAGUGGGGACAAUUCUGCAAUUCCACCAGCUAAUUGUGACUCUGAAGAGGACACAACUACGCUAUGUUUGCAGUCACGUAGGCAAAAGCAACGUCAGGUAUCUGGAGACAGCCAUGCCCAUGUUAGCAGGCAGGGAGCUUGGAAAGUGCAUACACAGAUUGAUUACAUACACUGCCUUGUGCCCGAUCUGCUUCAAAUUACAGGUAAUCCCUGUUACUGGGGAGUGAUGGACCGGUACGAAGCAGAAGCCCUUCUUGAAGGGAAACCCGAAGGCACAUUUUUGCUCAGGGACUCUGCGCAAGAGGACUACCUCUUCUCUGUGAGCUUCCGUCGCUACAACAGAUCCCUGCAUGCCCGAAUUGAACAGUGGAAUCACAACUUUAGUUUUGAUGCCCACGACCCAUGUGUGUUUCACUCCUCUACUGUAACAGGACUUUUGGAACAUUAUAAAGAUCCCAGUUCUUGCAUGUUUUUUGAACCAUUGCUUACUAUCUCACUAAAUAGAACUUUUCCUUUUAGCCUGCAGUAUAUCUGUCGUGCAGUCAUCUGCAGAUGCACUACAUAUGAUGGAAUCGAUGGGCUCCCUUUACCAUCCGUGUUACAGGAUUUUUUAAAAGAAUAUCAUUACAAACAAAAAGUUAGGGUUCGCUGGUUAGAACGAGAACCAGUCAAGGCAAAGUAAACUCUGCUGUCCUAGAUCUGCUUCUAUGUGCAUCAGACAGUACACCUAGAGCAAGCACACAUAUCAGUGUUAGGUUUUCCAGUACAGUAUGUAAGCUUAGUGUUAGCCUCUGUCAGAUGCAAUCUGCUGUUACUUACUCAGAUAAACAUGGUGCCUAUUGAAACAACAGAGAUAGAGCUACAGGUAUUCAGUAAGGCCUACAAAAAUGUUUUACCUAUUUAGCUAAAAGUUUGGUUUUUAAGAGCUGUUGUAAUUGAGUGAAGCAACUCUGGGGCAUUUGCUAUGAAGAAUUCUAUUUCUUACUGAAGAACAAAUUAUUGGAUGGUAUUUCAAUAGUGUGACUAAUGUUUGAAAUUAUUAUUUUUUCUAAGAAUUUUUCUAUAACCUUCCAAAAGUAGUGAUGUUUGUAGUUAUUGUAAUCAAGCUUCAACAGCCCAAAAAAUAAAGACUGCCUUCCUUUUAGGGGGAAAAAAAUAAAUGCAAUUUUCUGGCCACAAGGGCAUAGUGCAGUUCACUUAAAUGUUGACAUAGUUUAUAGUCAGUCUCCUUUUCUCUUCUGCAAAGGGUACUGUUAAGUAAACCAGGUUUUCUAAAUAGUUCUUAAAAUUUCAGGCUUAGUAGUAGAAUUUUAUUUAAAGGCCAUAAGUAUUAAUGAUUUUAAUGAGUGCUUUAACUUAAAACAGGCAUUUGGAACAGCUGCUGCAGUGUAGUCCUUGUGUGAGUCUUGUAAGUUGACAGGUGCAGUUGAAUGGAUUCAUUGAAGUUGGAGCUUUAGCUAUGGCCAUGAUGUGUUUGCAAACCAUGAAGAAAAUGAGACUAGAAGAUGCCCAGACAAGUCAGAUAGUAAUAACAACAGUGGUUUCUGAUGUUGAAAUUAUUGUGAAACUGUAAUUAAUUAUUUGGAUGACAGUAUUUAUCCCUUUGUUGUAAACUCUCAUAGCUGAAUUGCUUAAAUAUAAUUUAUAGAAUUUUAGUACAGUUAAGUUUUAAUAGAAAAUCUGAAAAUGAAAUUACAGAUUUAAAAGGUACUGUACAACCAUCAUAUCUGUAAAUAACUCUCCUUAGCACCUUUUUGUCACUUAGAAUAGUAUACAAUACUACUUGAGUGAGCUCUUUUGGAAGUAAUAUCAAGUUCUAGUGUUUGCUUCUUAGUAUUGAAUUGAAUUUACAGUUCUGUCCUAGACAUAUUGCACUAAAGUAGUGGACUCCAUUCUCGUGUCUUUUUGUUCAUGUGCUCUGUACCACUGGUGAGUGCUCCUUAGUUUCCUUACCUGCUGCUACAGAUUGUUAUUUUAUAUCCCUGUGGCUAUUGCCAAGGCUACAAACAAAAAGAAGAAAAAAGAAAAGCUAUAUUUGUAUGCAACACUAACCCUUGGACUGCUAGUGUAUGUUUCUGCUUGCUGUGCCUUGUUAUGGCUGCUUUUUUGUGCUAAUAAAGUAUGUUUGGUGUUCUUGUAUAUCUGCUGAUUUAUACAUUUGCAACAAUUUCUCUUACAAAUGGAAUGGUUUGGGGUUUUUGAAUAAGCAUCACCUGAUAACCUGCUAUAGUUAAUGCAGUCUAAUACUGACUUAUCAGAGAAAGCUAACUCUAAAUUUAAUGCCUCUACAUCAUCCCAAUCAUAAUCACGUAUACUGUGGAACAGUAUCUAUAGCUCCUGCAAAUUACUCUACAGUUUAGAUCUUAACAGAAAAAAUUAACAGUAAUAAUGACUAAACCUAUUGAUUUUUCUCCUUAUAAGUGAAAAAUUGAAACUAGCAAUGACAUGUACAUGAAUUAUGUAUAGCCUCCCCACUGCGUCAGAAACAGGAAAAUGAAGUUUGCGAACUAACACUAACACAUCAGCACCAUUUGUUGGUUUUGGGACCAUUUUAAUUGAUAAAUGCCCAAAAUAUGUAGAACUUUAACCAAAGACUUGUCCAUUUUAAAGCAAAAUGGGGAUUGAAGAGACUUACAAUUCCUGUUAAAUCUAAUAGGAGUCCCUGAGGAUUGUAUACCAAAGUGUGUGAGAACUUCAUCCAAACCUACUUUACAGCAUUAUGUGCAAUUAAGAUGUUAAGACAUAAUUUAAUUUUUUUUUUUGGCGUAAUUGUUUGUUUCGUUUUCUUGAGCUUAUUAUAAUAUGCCUGGAAAGUAAACCUCUUGAAAAAAUAAAACCAUGCAUAGUGAUUAUUGGAGAAGGACUAUAUAUAUGCAAGCAAGAUAGUGUUUUUUAAAGAGGUAACUUGAAACUCCAAGAAAGCACUUGAUGUUUUAUAUGCUUGUAACAAAUUGAUGUUCUAAUUGUAGUUUUAUAGAAAGUGUUAAUACUUCAUGUAUUUCAGAACUUUCCUAUGUUAAAUGGAAAUUGUUUUAAAUGUGUAAAUAUUUGAGUUUAUGUAAGCAUGUAUACACUGUGCUUAUCAGUCACUUAUGUUUUAGUUUGUGUGUAAUACUAAUAUGCAACUUUUGGUUAAAAAUUUCUUAAAAUAUUAAUGGCUUACAUUUUGAAAAGGAAAAAUCACCAGCAUGAAAUUGCA